AUAUUCAAUACUUUGGUAUUAUUGGUAUUAUUGACUGUUGCCGAUCGAGGACAGAAAACCCAUCCUAACCGCCGACGGCCUGGUCCAGACUUCGAACUCCCCCUUCGAGCCGACCAUAUCGCAGGAGACCCAAACAUCCAACGGAAUCGGUGGUGGUCAGUGCCAGCUGACGGUCGACCAGUUGGACAUCGAAAUUCUGCCGAUAAUCUACGACAUUGUGCGCUGCGUGGAGAAGGAUCCUCUGGAGAACGCCGUUAAGCUGCGCGAGUCCCAGGAUUGCAACCACAAGAUAUUUGAACUGCAAAAACGCUUCGAAUCGGCACGCGAGCAAAUCCGCCAGCUGCCCGGGAUCGAUUUCAAUAAGGAGGAGCAGCAACAGCGACUGGAACUGCUGCGAAAUCAGCUUAAGCUCAAGCAGCAGCUGAUCCGCAAGUACAAGGACACAGAGUUCUAGGCAGUGGUAGUACAAAAAAAGAGUCGGGCAAGAUGGUGCUGCGGCUGCUGAUGCGCUACCUUGCCAAUAACGAGCAGCUCAUCCAGCGCAUGGCGGACAGCUAUCCCAUGAGACGCACCGCCCAGUUGGUCCUUUCCCUGAUGUACCGCACCAAAGACAUGGCCAGGAAGCAGGGACUGCACGAGAUGACGCCGGAGGGCUUCAAAUCCUUUGUCAACAUGUUCAAAAACAACGUGCGACAAGAGCUGGAGGGAGUGAAGAAGGAGCUUAAUAGCAAGAAAAAGAACUAGGGUUCAGUAAUUAACUUGGUUAACUACAGCAAUUGUAUAUACGCGGCAUGAUAAAUUUUAGUAAACACAGAUGAAUAAACAUUGAAGCCAGAACAUUAAU
This is a messenger RNA of Drosophila erecta, 844 nucleotides long. RefSeq lists its product as uncharacterized. The record is from RefSeq and is a predicted model, not a curated record. Bases 487 to 744 code for a protein of 85 amino acids. Lineage: Eukaryota; Metazoa; Arthropoda; Insecta; Diptera; Drosophilidae. The transcript is spliced from 5 exons.